Lutzomyia longipalpis is the source of this 596-nucleotide messenger RNA. Its product is annotated as chymotrypsin-like elastase family member 2A. The transcript has a single exon. Gene Ontology annotation, molecular function: serine-type endopeptidase activity. Gene Ontology annotation, biological process: proteolysis. Lineage: Eukaryota; Metazoa; Arthropoda; Insecta; Diptera; Psychodidae. The record is from RefSeq and is a predicted model, not a curated record. The annotation marks the transcript as partial.
UUAUCUCCUCAAAGCUUUGAAUUCUCCAACUCAAUUGCUUCCAUUGAAAUCUUCAAGUAUUCUCUUGAAGAAAAAAUCCCAUAUGAUAGUCCUGAGAAUAAUUUCACAGUUAUGGGCUUUGGGAGGACAUCAAUGAGUCAGAAUACUCCUCUAUCCACAAUCCUGAUGUUUGGCUAUUUGAGGCAUCAUCCUGUGGCAGAUUGUCAGGCAAGAGGGGAAUACGGAGGAGCUUUUCCAAGCUCAGCAAUUUGCGUCGGACCAACCGGAGAGAGACAAUCAAGCACAUGCAUAGGUGAUUCAGGAGCUCCCCUUGUUCACUACAGUCAGGAGUCUGGUCAACCUGUCCAGGUGGGUGUUGUUUCAUUCGGGAAUACCGAAUGUGAAGGACUGCAGGGAUGCAGCAAAGUCGAUAUCUAUACCGAAUGGUUUUGUCAAGUAACUAAUGGGAAUGUUUGCUCAUGAUCCUGGAAUUAAAAUUAGGAAAAAUGCUAGAACUUAAUUUUAUCAAAUCAAUGAAUAUUUCCCCCCUUUAAGCUCCUUCAGAAUAAUUAUUUUAAUGAAUUUAUUGAAUUAUUUAAUUUUGCAAGUUCUGUAAU